This is a messenger RNA of Musca vetustissima, 4041 nucleotides long. Its product is annotated as inositol polyphosphate-4-phosphatase type I A. The transcript has 12 exons. Gene Ontology annotation, molecular function: phosphatidylinositol-3,4-bisphosphate 4-phosphatase activity. Gene Ontology annotation, cellular component: cytoplasm. The record is from RefSeq and is a predicted model, not a curated record. The coding region runs from base 21 to 4034 and encodes 1337 amino acids. NCBI's taxonomy places the organism in Eukaryota, Metazoa, Arthropoda, Insecta, Diptera, Muscidae.
UUCCAAACUAGCACAAAAAUAUGCGUUUCAAUAAGGCCGAAUUAGCGACAUUGGCCUCAAAUCCUACAACGAAAUUUGAAAAAGAAGGAUUAUUGAUUAUAACCGAACGUCAAGAGGGGUUCUUUCGUAAAGCUGAUGUCAACUAUCCCCGUUGGUGUAAAUUACGUGGCAAUCUCUUGUUCUACUUAAAAGAUCACGAUCCAAAUUCCCAGCCGGCUGGUGUUUUGGUAUUGGAAAAUUGUCGACCAUUUAUACGCAAUGAAGCCCGAGAAUUUGAUGGUUUUGUCUUUAUAUUAGAAUUUGAAGGCAGUUUACCACAACGAAUUUCAACACGCACCGCCCAGGAACGUUUGGAGUGGGUGAAAAGCAUACAGCUAGCUUCCUAUUCCUAUUUAAAUCGUCAAAUCCAAUAUCUGGAAGAACAAGUUGCCUUAGCCAUGGGCAAUCGUAUCGAAAAAGGUUUACCCUUAUAUACGCCGGCCAGUGAUGCAACACUGAUGGCUGGUCUAUUGGAUUUAAAUACAGCAUCGAAUUCGAAAGCUGUUACCAAAGUUGAAGAAGAUCUCUCCGAGAUACCAUUGUGUGAAUCAGCCAUAUCCUGUGAUAAUUUACCCAGUGCCGAUAAUGGCCGUCUACCAUGUCCACGGGUGGUAUGUUCCAUACUGCGACCCGGUGAUGAUAUAAUUUGGCAAGAUUAUGCACGCACAGAAAUGAUUGAAAACACAGCAAAUCCACAAUUUCUAUGCACUGUGGUUUUUAGACAAAGUGAUGGAUUUACGGCAGAUACCCCAUUGAGAUUUACUGUCUACGAUGUACGUGAAAAGGUUUCACAGACCGCAGUGCCAAUUGGUUAUGCGGAAGUGGUUUUGGGAGCAAUUCAGGAUGCCACACGUUUUCGAUUGCCUUUACGUUCCAUACAUGGUGACUGUGGUUUCAUUAAUAUUGCUUCAUGGGCCCCUGAUACCGAUAAACAGCUGCAGCCACCACCACGUUCAACCACACAGGUGUUUGAGCAACAGAGCAAAGGUCACCGGCGCACACAAUCGUUGCCACCCAAAUUGGGUGUCAAAUUGUUUGUACCAUUUCAGGGUAGCAUACAAAGGGUCUUUGCAAAUCCAAGGAUCCAUACGUAUCGCCUGAAUUCUAGUCUCGGAGCUGAUAUCAGCGUCCAUGAAACAAUGCUGGAGUCGAAAUUGUGUUUCAAUAUACCACAGCAAUUAUUAUCCAUUUGGAUAUUACGCGAAAAAGAAUUGCUGCAGGAAAUAUCCGGCAUGGGAGAAUUGGGUGGCGAAUGGCGUCGCCGACAAAUGGAUUUGCUGGAUAAACAUUUGAAAUUACUGAAAGACUAUUCGCAGGCUAAACAAAAUUUACAACAAUUAACAAAGGAUGAGGGUCCAUUUUUCAAACGCUCUUCAGACAAAACUGAUGAAUCUUUGGAAUUUAUACCAGUGAAUUUACAUUUGCAGCGUAUGUGGGUCCAAAAUGAUUCCUUAAAUCGUUCGGCAGUAUUGGAUAUUGUCACUGUGGGAGCAUUUACCCGGCAUGCGGGUCUAAAGAAGAGAACUGGCGGUUUAAUAAAACUUUUGCAAGAUACCAAAGAAUCUCCUUCCAAAUUUGAGGCCAGCAAUAAUUGUAAAGUUCUGGCUGCCAAUGAUGCGGUUCAGGCCAUUAAACACUUACGCAAAGAAAUUGUGGAAAUUAUGUCGCAACUCUUGACCUUGGCCAAGUCGAAAAAUCCCAAAGGAAUGAUGCCGUUGUGUAAUGAAAUGGUUACCAAAACAAAAACCCUACUUAAUAUUUGGGAACCCAGUCUGGUGGAAGAGGCAUUUUCAUUUAUAGAACAACACAGGAUUAUUGAGGAGCCGGAUAAUACGUUAAUGCCCAUGUCACCAUUCCGCAAAAUAACUCAACAACUGAACGACUUAGAAUUGAAAUCUCCCGAAUUGGAAGAUUUCUCUACCCCAGUAGUAGCCCCACCAGAUCUAUGGCCAAGAGCUAAAACCCCUACAGCCCAUUAUGGUGGAAAUCGCUUAAUACGUUCCAAUAGUUUGACCCAGUUGAGGACAUCACCAUCGCUAAAUCUGGAUAUCGAUGCCAUACACAAUCUACAGCACACAGUUCGGGCUUACAAUGAACAUUUGCAGAGAAAGGCUAAACAGGAAUCGUAUACCAAUCGCAUACCAGAUGCCCACAAAACCAUGGAAGAAUUUGAUAAUGGAGAGGCAACCUAUCAGUCCCUACCGCUUUACAUUAAUUCCAAUACCAAAUAUACUGAACCGAAUUUCAAUGAACUUCGUGAAGAAGAAAUUGAUGGUGAUGAUGAUAAUGCAGAACAUGAAAUAAAUACUUCCAUAAAAUUAAUAGAUUUAGAUGAAAAUAAUGCAACUAGUCAAGACCAAAAAAUACCGCAAAAAACAUCGACAUCUUCAAGACCCAUAAGGACUUCCUCCAAUCGCAUUUCCAUGCCGCCAAAUUUCAAUCAUGAUUAUGAAAUCACAUCUCAUCAUUGUUCCAUAUUAGCAACGCACAAUGCCAGAUUUUUAGAUACCAAAAUGAUGAGUACCUCACCAUCGGCCAAUUAUUAUAGGCCCACCGAGGAACCGGAACCUUUGGAUUUGACACAAUUGAAUAUAGAGGCCAGUGUUAUGUGUUUGGUUAGUAAAAUAAAAUUUCUGUGUGGUCGAUGUGGUUCACCAGCCAUACGUUUAAGGCAUCCCAAGGGAGCCAUGAAGCGUUCGGGUUUCAAUAAUAAUCCAGUACCCGAUGUCUUGGAUAAUGGUAAUUCCCCGGCAAUGGAAUUAGCUAGACAAGAUGAGACACCACAAGAAACGAACCUAGAGGGUUCAUCACCCAAUGGUAAUAGCAAUGGUUUGAAUUUGGAUUUAACACAAGGGGCCAUGGAUUCGACCCAACCCAUUAAGAAGGGAAAUAAAUUUACCGAUGGUCUCGAUUUAUCGUUGACCACCGAUUGGGCUUCCGAAUUGCGGCCGUCAAUGCGCAAGCUACGUCAUGCUAUGGAUGGCCUAUUAAAAACGGCACGGCUCAUGCAUUCCGUACAACGUUUACAACAGGAUAUGCAAAGGAUUAGUAUAAAUUUGGAGACAAUGUAUCGUCGGGAUGUCUGCUUUUCACAAUCGUUGACGGCAUUGAUCACUGCUCUGAUGGCCAAAUUAUGGGGUAAUGAAAUUACCGAUAAUUUCAUACGCAUCCUAUGUGAUUUAGGUCCCCUGGCAUACUUUGAGGGUCUACUUUCGUUGCAUGGCAGUGAAAUAGAUAUGUGGGGUGAUAUGUGUAUUGCCAUUGAAGAUCUAUUGGGUGUCGAUUUUGAAUUGGUGCGUAAUGAUACCCAAUCAACACCCACACCUCGCAUAACGGGUUCACGACAAUCCCUUACCGUCUACCUACCCGUCCCCGAACAUGUCUACGCCCUGUUGCCCACCAAACAGACGGUAAAUUUCAAAGUAACCCCGGUAUUCUUUAAUAUCGGUAUCAAUGAAAAAGCCACCCUGGCUGAAGCUAUGAAUCGUACCCGAGAACAACAUCGUUCCAAUUGGGAUAAUUAUGUACGGCUGAAACAAUAUUAUACCCGUUUUCGUAAAUUACCAUUGGCCAUACCGGAAACUCCCAGCAAGCAUGAACCGCAUAUGCCAGCCCCGCAAAUAUUGGCGAACCUCUUAAAUUUCCUCGAGGAUCAACUGAAGGCGAACGUAUCGAAAAAUGUGAAAAUUUUACAUUUAGUUGAGGAUGCAUGUCGGCUGAUGUCCGGCUUACGAUUUACCUCAUGUAAAAGUGCCAAAGAUAGAACUGGAAUGGCUGUAACACUGGAACAGUGUCGUGUCCUUGUGCAGGAAUUCCAAUUGCCAGCCAAAAAUGUACCACAAAUUUUGAAUACAAUGCGCAGCGAGGGCUGUCGCAUGGAUAAUGUUUUCAAGAGUAUUGAUAAGCGUAAAUAUGCAUUCAAUUUACCGCAAGUGUUGAGUCUGCCGGUGAUGUAUAGGCCACCGGUGGGUGCUUAUGGUAAAGCGGAGACAUAAAGGAGGA